This is a messenger RNA of Danio rerio (zebrafish), 1437 nucleotides long. The record is from RefSeq and is a predicted model, not a curated record. NCBI's taxonomy places the organism in Eukaryota, Metazoa, Chordata, Actinopteri, Cypriniformes, Danionidae.
UUGGUGCGUAGCGGCGGCAUCUAGUGGCCUGAUGCCGGUAGAGAAUUGAAACUUUGCUUUCCCCUUAACAGUAAUCUCUGAAUGACAACUAAACUAAAUUCUUGGUUCUGUCCAAAUUUACUUUUGACGCGCUUGGAACGAUGCAGUCUUGUAUUAUUGAACCAGGCUGACCUAUCUGUACCGGUUAGCUUAAAAUAAUGAUUAAUGGAUCCGACCAACUGGCAAUUCAGUAUAAGCCUACAUAUAUUGGGAAAAUAUGUUGAUGCCAGAUUUUUUUUCUUUUCCAGAGAAAGUGAAGUGCGUGUGUCACACGUCGUGGAGCCUGAAAGCGAUUUCUUUCCACUCAGCUGUGAAGGGUCGUCUAAUAACGUUGAGUGAAGAUGGUCGUCAGGUGACUAGGGAUGUUUCGUCAUUCUGCCACGGACUGACAUUUAGCGGGCGACAGGUUAAAAUAGAGGAAAAGGUGUGCCUGCGAGUCGAGCAAAGUGUUGGACGUUGGCACGGAGCACUGAGGGUCGGAUUUGCUCAUGUUGCACCCGAUCAAACAACGUUACCACCUUUUGCCAUUCCAGACUUGACAAACUCACCACUUUACGCGGCAGUUGUAGUUCCCGUGAACACUUGUCGACCUGGCUCAGAUAUUCAGUUUUGGUUGAAGAAGAAUGGCUGUCUGCGCGUACAAAGUUCUGAUGGUAGAACACAAUCAGUGCCAACCGCCCUGAAUGUCAAGUGGCCCAUUUGGGCAAUUAUUGACGUCUAUGGACAGACCACAAUGGUGACGAUGCUUGGUUCCAAAAAGAAAUGUUUUAUUUUCACCAGAAGGUCUUGUCCUGCUCUCACACACAUCAAAUACACUGAAGAUCAAGACAUUCAGCAAACAAAGAAACAACUGAGCAUGCCGGAGCAGGCAAACCUGAGAAAGGUUCAUCUUGUCAACACAGAACAUGAAGGCCAAAACUGUGAGGAAUGUGUAGUGUGUUACGGUGAUGCAGAAAACACUCGUUUGAGCUGUGGUCAUAAAUGUGUUUGCACUCCGUGCGCCAUGAAGGUUUAUAUGACAUUUGGUACGUGCCCUCUUUGUCGUAAGCGAUUGGAUUUUGUCCAACCAUAUGGCAACUAGUUUACUGUCAAACUAGUGACUUUUUGUUGUAUAUAUUUUGCACAGUGAAUUACAGAAUUGUUUUCUAAUGUACAGAUCUAACAGUGUGCAGAAUUUGUGUACUGUAUUUGCACUCUAAAGUAUCUCUCCUUUGUAAGUCGCCUUGGAUAUAUCCAAUAUAUUACAGUUUGAUUGUAUAUUUAUACAUAGGCUAUUCAUGUUUUAAUAUAACAUGUAGGCCUAUCUGUGAUGUAAAAUUGUAUAAAGUAUUGUAAAAAAAAAGUGUAUUUAGGUAUGUAUAUACUGAAAAUAUGUAGACUAUAUAUUUAUGUAAUCUG